This is a messenger RNA of Condylostylus longicornis, 649 nucleotides long. RefSeq names its product probable 28S ribosomal protein S6, mitochondrial (gene mRpS6). Gene Ontology annotation, cellular component: ribosome; mitochondrial small ribosomal subunit. The transcript is spliced from 2 exons. NCBI's taxonomy places the organism in Eukaryota, Metazoa, Arthropoda, Insecta, Diptera, Dolichopodidae. Gene Ontology annotation, biological process: translation. The record is from RefSeq and is a predicted model, not a curated record. The coding region runs from base 102 to 545 and encodes 147 amino acids. Gene Ontology annotation, molecular function: small ribosomal subunit rRNA binding; structural constituent of ribosome.
UUGUCCAGAUGACAGUAAAUAGGUUAAAUUUGUUAUUUUGAUUUCAUAUUUAUAUAUUUACUGCUUUUUAUAAGUUUCCUUGAAAAUUUUUAAUUAUAAAAAUGCCAUCAUAUGAAUUGCUUUUGGUUUUACGUCGAAUGACAAGGCCUGAGACUGUUACAGCGCUUAAAAGAGCUGCAGAAAGUAUACUUGAUAAAGGAGGAAUUAUUCGCAAUAUGGAAAAUUUAGGCACAAGAGCUUUGCCAUACAAAAUUAGUUGCCAUGACGCAGUGCACCGGGAAGGUUCAUAUUUUACAAUAUUAUUUGAUACUGCACCGAAUAAUAUUGAGAUAUUAAAGGAAGAAUUUAUCCGAGAUGUUGAUUUCGUACGAAGAAAUAUUUACAGAGUUGAAGAAGAAGAAAAAAUCGAAUGUACGUUAGCCGAAGAAUUAUUACCUCCAGCAUAUAGGAAAGAUGUGAAGGAAAUGUUAGAAAUAUCAGCUAAGAAGCAAAAAAAGAAAUUCAAUUACAAUUCAGGUCUUGAUUACUAUCCUUUCCAAAAAUAAUUAGAUUAAAAACUUGAUUAUAGUAAAGAAGAAAUAAAUUUAAGUAGAUAGAUUGGAGUUCUAUUGAUUUUAAUUUCUUUGGAAUGAAUUAUACCUAUUAGGCA